Messenger RNA from Pectinophora gossypiella (pink bollworm), 3073 nucleotides. It is a transcript of the gene Nup62, whose product is annotated as nuclear pore glycoprotein p62-like. Gene Ontology annotation, cellular component: nuclear pore central transport channel; nuclear pore. The record is from RefSeq and is a predicted model, not a curated record. Gene Ontology annotation, biological process: RNA export from nucleus; protein import into nucleus. Lineage: Eukaryota; Metazoa; Arthropoda; Insecta; Lepidoptera; Gelechiidae. Bases 144 to 2360 code for a protein of 738 amino acids. The transcript has 13 exons. Gene Ontology annotation, molecular function: structural constituent of nuclear pore; phospholipid binding.
CGAGAGAGCUGAGAGCAAUUAUGUUGUCAUUUGUUGAAUAAAAAGCGUAUUUCAGUGUAAUAUUUUAAUAUUGUCGAUAUAUACAGAACCUAUAGAAGUUCGUGCUUGUUAAUAUUGUUUUUAAAAUCUCUAAAGGCCAAACCAUGAGUUUCUCCUUCGGUUCGCCGUCUACAACAACAGGCAGUACUUUCGGUUCCAACACCGCUUCUACAGGUUUCGCUUUUGGUGGAGGUGAUACGAAAUCGUUAUUCGGAGCGUCAAAUACAGAUAAUAAGCCUGCAUUUAAUUUUACGAGUCCUACCACAAGUGCUCCGGCCUUUGGAGGGUUCUCAUUUGGAGCUAAGACGACCACUGCUGCUUCUUCCUUAUUCGGUUCACCAACAGCAGCGACCACAACUACGUCUGCGUUUGGGGCCAGCAAGCCUCUGAGCUUCGGAGGUUUCCAGUCUCCACCAAACCAGACCGUGGGCAGCCCUGGCUUUGGACAGCCAGCGCAAGCGCAGCAGAAUGCUCCUCAGAACUUGUCAUUCGGUGGCACUGCUCAAGCGGCACCAGCAUUUGGGACCCCUACAACUCAAGCCCAACCGUCGGCAUUUGGUUCCCCAGCAACCGCGGGCACAGGUCUGUUCGGUCAACCAGCCGCAACCACCACCUCGAGUUUCUCCUUCACAACGCCCGCGUCUGGUUUCUCUGCGCAACCCUCUGCGCCAGCAGCGGCACCCGCGCCGGCGGCGGCAUUCGGUGCUCGGACCAGCGCGGCCGCGCCGGCCUUCGGACAAACCUCUGCCUUCGGGAAGCCUGCCGGUGGAGGGUUCAGCUUCGGCGGGGGAGCCGCUACUGCAGCUCCGUCGUUCGGCACUCCAGCAGCGCCAACCUUUGGACAACCUGCCGCAACAGCACAACCACAACAGCAACCACAACAGCAACCCCAACAGCAAGCACAACAGCAACCCCAACAACAAACAACAGGGUUGUCCUUUGGCCAAACACCGGCUCUCGGCACAACAACCCCUUCAUUCGGCGCUUCAACUGGCCUUAGUUUUGGCACCAACCAACAACAGAAUAACCAAAAUCAACCCGCAACACAGGGUUUCGGAUUCGGGCAGACUACGACCAACAACUCUACACCAACGACUCAAGCCAUGCCAACGCAAGGCUCAAAUUUCGGCUUCGGUCAAACGGCCACAUCGGAAGGUCAAUUUGGUGCGUUAUUUGAUCGGAAAACUCCCACAGCCCAAACGCCUUCAACGCAAACCCAGCCUAAGUUAGGUUUCGGUACGCCGGCUACUCAAGCGCCAACAUCAACCGGCUUAAACUUUGGUACGACUACCACCGCUUCGACGGGCAUCAGUUUUGGGCUACCAACAUCGACUGCCCAAUCAUCGUUCCCUACAAGUACUCAAGCGACACCCCACAGCGCGCCAGGGUCGACAUCGAGUUUGACGUCGACGAGUUUGACGUUCGCGCCCCCAGCGUCCACGGCGACGUCGGCGGGGCUAUCGUUCGGGCCGCCGGCGUCAUCGGCGUCGACGCCAGCCACUUCGGGGAUUAGUUUCGGGACUACAACAUCUGCUGGUAUUUCGUUCGGGACGUCCGCCGCUACAGGGCUAACGUUCGCUAAGCCUACUGCUACCACCGCGGUCGCUUCUAGUGCAGUGGCAACGAGCGCGUCUACAGGCAUCUCUCUGCUUGCUAAGUCAACAGCGGCGCCUACUUCCACUAUGCCCUCGCUAACUACCGUUACUACCACAUCAGCAGCGCCUCCACAACCGUUCGCGUCUAUAAGCUUCGCGCAGCUUGAAGAGAACAUCAACAAAUGGACUUUAGAACUCGAAGAACAAGAGAAGACGUUCAUCAACCAAGCUACACAGAUCAACGCCUGGGAUAGACUGCUCAUUGCAAAUGGAGAGAAGAUAGUAGAACUGAACGAUGCAGUCGAAACGGUGAAGAAUGAGCAACAGAGUUUAGAACACGAGUUGGACUUCGUACUGGCUCAGCAAAAAGAACUGGAAGAUCUUCUCGCUCCGAUGGAGAAGCAGCAUCUAGAAGAUUCAGGGGACCGGCUGAGGGACCCGGAGAGAGAGCAUAUGUACUCGCUAGCUGAGAACCUAGACACCCAGUUAAGACAGAUGUCUGAAGACCUGAAGGAAGUGAUAGAACAUCUUAACGAGACCAACAGAAGUCAGGACAGCAACGAUCCAAUUGUCCAAAUCGGUCGCAUAUUGAACGCGCACAUGUCAUCAAUGCAGUGGAUAGACAACUCUAUUGCCCAGAUAUCAACGAAGUUGGACCAGCUCAAAGCGACCCACGACACACUACGGAGAGACAACGAAAGAUCAUUCCAGCUGACUUACAAUUGAACUACUUUGUUAUACUUAGAAAUUAGAAUGUUUAGUAAUUAACCAGCUCGUAAUUGAUGACCCGUUUUACCUACUUGUCUGUUAGCCUGUGUCUACAAGAACAAAUCAGUCUUAGUAAUCGUGAAACAGACUCAAAAUCCUUAUCCGUUCCAAAUCCGACAUCCGUCAAAUGACGGAUUCGACGUGGUCAUAGAGCUACCUCUAUGGUAGCUCAUACACUACUAAGUAAUUUUGUACUACAGUUGCCUGUCGAUAGUCUAUCAAUAGUAUUUCUUAUGACUAUUUCAAGAACAAUCGAUUUUUCAGGCUACAUUCCUCAAAAACAAUAUAGAUGGCGCUGUAGUUUUCCAUUCAUUUUCAGUCUGUCAUUCUUUCGUAUCAGGAUCAUGAGGUUAUAGAAUCAAUUUCAGGAAUCAAACCUGCUAUAUGUACAACAAUGCUGUAGAUUCCGGCCACCAACUUAAUUUGACAGGGCUAGAACUAGCUGCAUCUCUGUCUUGCGCGUAUUGUAAGUGAAGGAUGGCAACAAUUUAACACCUGUCAAAUUAAAAUUAGGUUAAGUUUGUCUGCCCGAAUUUUUCGUCAAUCCAUCUAUAAAAAAAAAAUAGGACAAAUAUUCACUAACAGUUGACAUUUGUAUGGAAUCUGUAAUGAAAAUGAAACAUCCAAAAAAUAUUAUUAAUUGGAAUAAAACUACAUAAUUUUCUAAAAAA